AUGACGAGCUCAGCGAUCUUCCAUCUGCCAGGCCAACCAGAUGCCUUAGAAACCGCAGUCAAGCUUUUACAGUUGCACCAGAACGACCAUCAUUAUGCAUAUGAACGCGAUGAUCAGUGGUAUAUUGGAUUAGGCCAGAGGGCUUCCUUACAAAUAAACGCCACUGGACAAGAGUUUACGGUCUUUCGCGACAACAGUCACAGCACAUGGCCGGUUGAGAAAUCAUUGCUAGACAUUGCGAGGGAUUUCGUCUCCGAAUACACCAAUUCCUGCGACGGGCGCAUAUUUGGCUAUGCUGGCUACAAUUUUGGUCCCCAUAUGCGAGGAGAAGCCUACCUGCCUGGACAAUGGCCUAUCCUUAGCUUGAUGGCUCCAGCAUUGCAGGUGGCGGUUCACAAGAGUCAUGUCAGUGUUACAGGUUAUGAUGAACAAGAAGUCCAAAAUCUCUGCCAACUGCUAUCGAGCGAUGCCUUCCGUCAAAGUCACGAUUUCAAGAUAGCUCGUCCCUUGUUCAUCGAUCUCGAUCAUAACAAAGAUGUGUGGACCAGUCAGGUCAGAAAAGCGCUGGUCUGGCUGAACAAGGGCGACUAUGAGAAGAUUACUCCAUCUCGUAGCGUCCCCCUCAACAGUAGGGUUGACCUGGUUUCCACCCUCUUCCACGGUCGUCGAGGCAAUACACCACGCAGGACAUUUUGCUUUGACUAUGAAGGUCGUGGAUCGAACAAAAAGCUCGUCAUGGAUGCGGUGGCUGGGACUCGAUCCAGCCAGGGAACGCCGGAGGAAACUGCUCGGCUACGACGGGAAUUACUUGACAACCCCAAGGAGGUAUUCGAACACAUUCUGACGACCAAGGCUGCCAUGAAGACGCUUCGGCCGCUGUGCCAGCCAGGGUCAGUCCGCGUGGAAGAGCUGGUUUCGGUGGUCAGUAGGGGACCUGUGCAGCAUCUCUACUCCAGCGUCGUGGGAGACCUGCCCUCCAACAAGGAUGCCUGGGAUGCUCUAGCACUCGCAUCACCCGGGUUCUCGCACUCCAAAUCCUCCAGGAAAAUGACCAAGGAAGAGCUCGAGGCGUUGGAAAUAUAUCCACGCGAACUUUAUAUGGGAUCUGUUCUUUUCAUUGAAGGCAAUUACUCCAUGGAAGCGGCAAAUGCCCUCCGCUCUGUCUUUCAAGAUGAGAAUCGUCAAUGGCUGCAGGCUGGUGCAGGGAUCAUCGCACACUCAACCCCCGAGCGUGAGCUAAUCGAGACCAGAGAAAAGCUGGCUAGUGUACAGCCAUAUGUGAUGGCCAAGGCCGAGUAA
Aspergillus pseudonomiae is the source of this 1299-nucleotide messenger RNA. Its product is annotated as putative salicylate synthetase. The transcript is spliced from 2 exons. Gene Ontology annotation, biological process: L-tryptophan biosynthetic process. Gene Ontology annotation, molecular function: oxo-acid-lyase activity; isochorismate synthase activity. The record is from RefSeq and is a predicted model, not a curated record. Lineage: Eukaryota; Fungi; Ascomycota; Eurotiomycetes; Eurotiales; Aspergillaceae. The coding region runs from base 1 to 1299 and encodes 432 amino acids.